UCUCGAAUUCUGUUUCGUCAGUCUGAACUUUUUCCCGAAGAAGAUAGUUGAAAGUGUGAAUGACUGUCUAGACAAACUGAAGCAAUUCUUUUGUUUCUUUGGGUUUUGGUUUUCUCAGCAAAUUGCAUUCGAUGGAAGUGUAACAUUAAAAACAAAUACAAUAUGAGACUAAUACUUUCUAUGUGUCUCACAGUAACGAUUGUGUUCAUUCUAACUAUUGAAGUUGCUGAAUCAGUUUUUAUAGGAUGCUAUCAAGAAACAGUUCGAAAUCGACUGUUCUCCAUCAGUCCAGGCAACUAUGAACCAGGACUUAUGAAGACAACGUACUGCCAAGAAAGGUGCGGGACGUUUGACUACCCGUAUGCUGCACUGGCCGAGGGAAAAUUCUGUUUUUGCUCUCAAAGUAUUCCAGGUAGUUCUAGUACUCCCUCAUCCUGUAACAUGACUUGCUCUGGACUGGCAUCUCAAACUUGUGGGAGUAUUAACUACGUGUCUGUGUAUUCAACUAUCAAACCCAUAGCUGGAUUACAGGUUUCGACUGAUAUUGUGGGCCUACAAGAAGUGCCAAAAAUUGUCACACUCUCGGUAUCCUUUGCUAAAGCCAGCAGUUUAGUCUACAGAGCUGACUAUGACGACCAGUCUGGAUUCACGGGCUAUAACGAGACAGGGUUCAAGUCCCGCGCCGUAUAUUUACCUGGUACCUAUAGUGUACGGCUGUCAGCCACGGAUGAUACUCAAACUAUACCGGAGAGCUACGCUGUGACUGGGUUCACCUUGCAUCAAGCAGUCAGUGGCGUAGAAAUCAAUUGUGACCAAUAUUUUGCUACCCAUGAAAUCGGCAGGUGUGAAGUCGUUAUUUGGAGAGGCACAGAUCUGGAAUUAGAAGUCAAUGUUACAGACAGAAGCUCCUUUGAUCUUUACCUGGAACACGUGGCAGAUCCAAUAGUAUCUUUUGUGGGCCAGUGGCCGUCCUCUACAUUUCUGACUGCUGCUUCUGGAUAUUUCCUGAUGAAGUCAGCCAUGUUUACAUCUUAUGGCAAAGUGUACGGCUGGAGAAUAAAAGCACAAACUGAGGGAAGUGUAACUGUCUUGAUACUCGCCCCUGGAUGUGGCGCUCAACGUUACUGUUUCGAGUCCAAUCAAUGCAAGGCUUCAUGUCUGACUAGCAACUUGUCAUUGAGUACACAAUGUUCCAGCACUGAUUCUUUUUGUUCCCAAGACAACUCUUGCUCUUCAACGUGUCCUGCGGCAACACCCAGAUUUGGCGCUGGACUUUCAGUCAACAGUUACAUAGUCAAGUGGUCAGCUAUUAUAGCCAUCUCAACAACGUCUGAGUGGUAUAACAUGACGACAACAUUCCCAGAUGUCCAGCCAGGCUACAUUAUAGGUUUGUACCACCACAGUACAGGGAGAGUUGCUGAAGUGCCUGCAACUGUUCCAGACUUCGUGGCCACCAGUACUAUAACAACCAAUGGAACCAGUCUUAGUACUGGCAGUGACUGUAACUAUACACACGCCAUUCAGGCAAUGUAUUCAGUAGGAUCAAAGACGGAAGUAACGUUUCAAUUUCUGGACUCCCCUGGGGUAUUCCCACUGAACGCAACAGCCAAGAACAAGAUGCUGGGUCACGCUGUGAAUGCUACCACAUACAUCAACUUGCUAGAGGGCGUGGAUGUAGCUCUUAUAGUUGGACCUCUGCACAUAGCAACACGUGUAGCCAGUAACUUUACUGUAGCUCCCCACACAGGCAGUAAUCUGACCUAUCAUUGGAAUAUUACUGGAGUAAUGGACGCUUAUGAUGGCAAUCUGAGUUUAGUCAUUUCUACGCCUGGAAUUUACGAACUGAAUGUAGCUAUAUUCAACGCCAUAAGUAGAAAGUCAAACAGCACCAUCAUUUAUGCUGAAGAUGAGCUUAUAGGUCUGACAAUGACAGCGCCAUCUUCAGCUGUGAAUACGCCAGUGACUUUUACUAUCAAUUUGUCAGGAGGUACCAACUAUACGUGCGACUUAGAUUAUGGGGACACGACUGCGACACUCCCACUCGACACUACAAGUCUUCUUGUUAGAGUUACCUUCACCCAAAUUCACACGUACACUGCACUGGGAGUGUAUACAGUACUGCUACUGUGCAAUAAUAAUGUUAGCACUGCUAAUGUCACCUUUGAUAUCUUCAUACAAGAAGUAAUAACAAACUUGAACCUAGCCAGAUUGGGCGCCCCGACAUUCCAGCCUUUUAGGAUUGGCUGGUCGCUGAGCUCGGGAACUUCUGUCAGCUUUACUGUAACCUUCAACACUACAGAUGUGGCUGUAGAUUCAGUAGCGAGCAACAUUGCGUCUUACACUUGGGAAUCUGUCAUUUUAUCUGGAAGGAAGGCUUCUGGAUAUCCUUACACCAUAACGGCUUGGAACAAGAUCAGUUCUUUGAAUAUAUCUGGAGUUUUUAAAAUAAUGGAUCCGAUUGAGAACCCAACGUUUACUUCAGAUUUGAAAAACGUCACAACAGAUGAUGUAGUAACUUUUACUGUUGAUAUCACUAAAGGCUCUGACGUCACAGUUGUAAUUCACUUCGCUGAUAAGAGUCCAGAUUACACCUUUCUGACCAUACCUGAAGGGAAUCCUUGGCCAGGGACUCUACGUGUUAAUCAUACGUUUAUUAAUGGUUGUAACUGUUCAGUUGUAGCCACUAUAUCUAAUGCUGCAGGUUCUGUCAGUCUAACGGUCAAUGUCCUUGUCAGAGUGGGCUUCAGUACCAUACAGUGGACACUGCCAAGUGAACAAUAUUACCUAUAUGAGCCUCCAGCAAGCCUGAACUUUUCCUUUUAUUCAACGGCUAAUACUUCUCCUACAGAGCCCACAGUAGAGAUAAACUGGGGGGAUGGCAGUCCUACCAUUACUACGAAUGAAAUUAUUUUAUCCGGUUCUGGCUACAGUUAUGACCUGGAUGACACACUUGACUACACCAUCAAUGUCACGAUGUACAACCUCCUAGGAUCCAAAACAUUUCUUCACAAAGCGAUCGUUGUUGAGAAACUGGUGGAUCCGUCCAUUUCAGUGGACUUCCCCUGCGCUCCGCUCAAUCAGCCAUACAAUGUUACAUUCAAGAUGUACAGAGGCGACCAAUACAAACUGACCUACAUAACUUGGGACUUUGGAGAUAAUACCACACCUAAAGUGACAGAAAGAAAAGGUAUUGGCAAAUAUGGAUAUGACAUAAUGUCAGUAACAUACAACGUCUUGGGACAGAAAACAAUCAAUAUUACAGCUACAGCACCAUUGAAUCAGUCAGUGUCAGCCACUCUAGAAAUAAAUGUCAUCAAUGGUGUAGACCCAACUGCUGUCCUGGUUCUAGACCCUGCCAGUGUGUCUUUUGGAGCCACCACAAGUUUCACUGUAGAGUACAUCGCCACCCCAUUACCAACUAGUGCAGUGAUUGAAAUUGACUAUUACGGUGACAGAUCUUUGAAAAGUUCUAAGAUUUCUUUGACUAGUAAAUCAACCACACUGAGUUACAUAUAUACUAGACCUGGCAGAUUCUUGGCAAACAUUAUUGUAAGAAAUAAUGCUUCAUUGGUGGAAAAAGUAGUUCAGGUAGGCGUGUAUGAAGACUUCAUCAAUCUUAAAGUCCAAGUGACUUUUCCAGGAAAACAAGUGGAAUCAGGUUUUCAGGAUACUCCAGGUUUAGAUCCCAGUGGUACACAGUUUCCUUUGGAUGUUGUCACAAAGUUUACUCUUACAGAUGACAAGUCAGCACUUGCUUUAUCUUAUGAAUUAACAUCAACUCAAGGCCCUGCAGUCUUUACGACCAAUUUUUCAUCUAAUGGAUUCAUCUACAAAUUUCAACAGCCAGGUAAAUACUUUCUAACCCUUACAGCUUCCAAUCCACUCUAUUCACGAUCUAUCAACACAGUCAUUGAACUUGUACAACGUGUUAAAUCCAUGACAAUUAAAGAAGUGGAGUCUUUAGUUGAGCCAGGAUACUUAAAGCAAUUCAAUGUUUCUUUUUCUGACUAUGGACAAGACACAUGUGUCUACAUUGACUGGGGCAAUGGUGUGAACAAAUCAAUAUAUGGGGACAAUUUAUCUUUCUGUGUUGAUCCUAGCUUUAGCAAUGCUGUUGCUAAUGGUAACAUGAAUAAGUUGACAACAGAGCUAAUAGGAAUUAGAUACUUAGCAGAAGGAAUAUAUACAGUUAAAUUUAUAGCCCAGAAUGCUUAUGGCAGAGAUUCUCAAGAGGUUUCAUUUCCUAUUUCUCGUGCAAAAUGUAGUAAGCCCACAGUCUAUAUUGAUCAAAAUACAACAAUUUUUUACAAUGCGCCAAGGUAUAAAAGAGCUAAUAUAAUUCGUCUUCGUGGUAUGGCUAGCAUUGAAUGUCCUACCAGCCUUGAUAAUAUAAAGCUUUGGACCCUGGAUGAAGUAAACAACCAGAAUGGCUCUGUGAUUUCUUCCAUCAACAUAGCUAACCUAGUUAUCGAUAAAGCUGAAUUGUACAUCCCAGCUCAAAGUUUACCUGUUGGCUUGUACAAAGCAACUUAUAAUGUAGCCAUGAAUAAUAAUGGCGUCUAUUUCUUUAACAACUCUGCCUUCACUUACUUUCAGAUUAUUCAAUCUCCUUUAGUAGCCAUUAUUGUUAAUGGAGGAAUGACAGGCAUCACUCGAGGAUCACAACAGUUUGUAACAUUAGAACCUCUGAGGUGGUCAUUGGAUCCAGAUGUUAACUCUGGAGAACCUCAUAACUUAACUGUCAAAAACUGGACUUGUUUUGAAGCAUUAACUCCAUCUAGAAAAUUUCCUUGUAAUUUUACAUUCAAUCCUACUGCUGACAAGCUGAAUAUCUCAGGUGCAACACUGAAACAAAACUACACAUACAUAUUUCAAGUCACUGUGGCUAAAGAUAAUCGUUUAGCUACAGCUGAAAUUAAUGUUCUUAUCCAAGGAAAAUCCCCACCAGCUAUCACUAUAGGAUGUCUAGAUGGAAGUGUGUGUUACCCUGACACUCUGGGCUUUAUAAUCCUAGAAAGUUCCAGAGUUUCUUUUGAUUGUUCAUGUCCAGACUGCUCACCCAGUGCCACAUAUCAAUGGGGUGUAUCUAUGUAUGAUUAUCGCUGGAAUGAUGAAUGGAGACCUGUUAAAGACAGUGUUGUUCUUAAUCAGAGUAUUAGUUUGACCUCCAAGCAGUUGUCUUUAGAGAAAUCACUACUAAAAAGUCUUUCAAAGUAUGUCAGUAAAUUGCGGAUCCAAUGCAAAAUUGAUGAUGUUAGUGGCAAUAUAAGUGCAGAGACUCAACUUAUUGUAAAUAAACCACCUUCCAACGGAAACUGCUCUAUUCAGCCAAUGAAUAAAACUGCCACUAUUGAUGCUGAGCCAAUGUGGCAGGUUGAGUGUAAUGAAUGGAAUGAUACGGAUGGCAUAAAGGAGUUUCAGUUUUUCAGUGUUUUUGAUCCUGAAGAAGUAGAGAGAGAAAUCACUUCCUAUCCCUUACCAGGGGGUACAACUGUUAUGAAACCUUUAUCAAUCAAUGUCAGCCUUCCUGUUGGUCCAGACUACAAAGGCUACAGACAGAAUAUCAAAGCUGUCAUAAGAGACACCCUGAAUGCUGUUACUGAACUAAUAAUUCGUGAAGUUAUUGUUCUACCUCCUGAUGAUGCUGAGAUGAAAAAAUACAUCACACAAAUAUUACAAAAUCCAAACAUUGAAUUUUACAAUAUUUUUCAAGUAGGAGAUCAAAGGAAAGUCACUGAAAUGGCUACAGCUUUUGUAUCUUCAUUAAACACUCUAUCAAAGGACAGUCAAAGUGAAUAUGAAUUUUAUGAUGUUCCCAGUAAUAUGAUUUGCACUGGCUAUGGGUCCUUUGAUAAAAACAGGAAAAAUGCUUAUUUAAAGCCAAAUGCAAGUGCUAUGGAUGAAAAGCAAUACAUCUUUGAAGUAGAGAGAGAUCAAAGAUCACAGCUUAGGACAAAAAUAAUAACAUUUGCUUUGAACACAACGUUUGAAGACCCAAUAGCUAUUCAACAAGUAGCUGGACUGUUAGCUGUAGCUGCAGCUCAACCUACAGAAAUUACACCUGAUUGUAUGGACUUGAUCCUGGAAGGAAUUUCUAAAAUGAUUGAAAACCUGAAUGAUCCUAUCAAAAUGGCAGAUAUUCCACAAGAAGUCAUUGAAAAAGCUAUGACCAAUAUUUUUUCUGUUAUAGGAGCUAUGAUGGAGGCUGCAGGUGCUAAUGGCAACUUCCCAACUCUACAAGAAAUGGAAAAAACUAAGAAAACUGCGUCAUGGAAAUUUUAUGACACAUCUCUGCAGGCUAUAGGAGGAAAAAAUGAUGUAGAGUCCAUACAAAAUUUUGAUGAAGCAAUUAAAGCACACACUAAAUUUGUUUACAGAGAUGCAUUUGUUCAAAAGGGCAUUGAGGCUGGACAAAAGAUUAAUAUCUUAAUGAAAAGUAUGUCAAAACUUUUUAAUAGCUUUGCUAUUCCUGGACAAGUCAUGAAUGGAACAUCUUUCAGAUUGAAAUAUAGCAUGGAAAAAAAUUACAUAGAUAAGUUUACUGGAAAAACUGUCAAACUGUCCAAUUCAGAUGCUGAAGUUGUGCUGCCUAACAAUAUCAAAGACUUGUUUCCUGGUUUAAAUAAAACAGAUGUGGUUACAUUUCAGGUAUCGCAAUCGACCAAUGUUCCUAACAGAUAUUCUGAUAGUGCCGUUGAAAGUUUUGAGACGUACACACACUUUGUUUCAAUGAAUUUUUAUGGCAAAAAUGGAGAUGCACUUCGUGUAGUUAACACAAGUUCCCCUAUCAAAAUAACAAUUCCUCAUGAUUCCAAUGGACCAAGGGGCUCAAAGAAAAUCAUCCGCCCGUUUGUUACACAGUGGAAUAUGUUUCAACUGCAUCAAACAGAAACCAAGUCUGCAAAUGCUUCAAUACAUCUUCAUUUUGAGAUUGAAGAUGGUGUCCAGCUAUUAGUAGUUGCUCGGUACAAUGGUGUUCCCAAUCCUGCUAACAAUGAAACUGAUUUUAUUUUUGUUGUACCUCCUACAGUGCCUCCAAAUUCAUCCCUUAAAGACCCAUACACAAUAGUCAUAACGAAUGUUGAGUUGAAAGGUCGUAAAGGAAAAUGGUGGUUUGGCACAAGAGAGCUUGAUGCUAGUGAUAUAAAUGAUGCCAUUCCAACCAAUGAGGAAAUUUCUGAGAAGUAUAAAAAUGGUUCUGGUGAAUUUAACCAUAAUUACAAUUUAACUUUAUGGACAUCUGGAUGUUUUUUCCUGUCUGAUAAUGCCACUGACUGGAGUUCUUAUGGUUGUGAAGUCAGUCCAGAAUCAACUGAAGAAAAGACUGUGUGCUUAUGUAACCACAUGACUACAUUUGCUGGUGGAUUUAUAGUAGUACCCAAUACAAUUGACUGGAAUUUUGUAUUUAGUCAUGCUGAUUUCAUGUCCAAUCCAACUUUAUAUAUCACGGAGAUGUUCAUUGCUGUUGUGUUUGCAAUAGCAUUCUACUUAGCCAGACAAAAAGACAAGAAAGAUAUGGCUUUGAUAGGGUUAACACCAAUGGCUGAUAAUGACCCUCGUGACAAAUAUUUCUAUGAAGUGACUGUUUCUACUGGCAUGAGAAGAAAUGCUGGCACAAAUUCAAAGGUUUACUUUAUUUUAUCUGGUGAAGAAGAAGAAUCAGAAGUCAGAAUGUUGAGUGACUCUAAACGUCCUAUAUUUAAACGUGGAAUGACAAACAGGUUUCUCUUGGCCCUCCCAGAAUGCUUAGGUCGUAUCAACUAUAUGAGAGUAUGGCAUGAUAACAGUGGAAAAGGGAAAUUUGGUUCUUGGUUUUUAAAUUAUAUUGUAAUUAAAGACCUUCAGACUGAUGUGAAGCAAGUUUUUAUAGCCAACAGAUGGUUUGCUCUGGAGGAAGAUGAUGGACAGAUUGACCGUAUUCUUCCACUAGCUGGCAGAGAACAAUUAGCAGACUUUAGUUAUCAGUUUGGUGAACGUACAAGAAAAAACUUAGUUGAUGGUCAUCUCUGGUUUUCUGUUGUGGCUAGACCUCCUGGCAGUUAUUUCACUUGUGUAGAAAGAGUGGCCUGCUGCCUUUGUCUACUGUUCAUGACAAUGUUGACCAAUGCCAUGUUUUAUAGAUCAGAAAAUAAUUCAUCAAAUCAAGCAUCAUUGUCAUUCUCCUUUGGGCCAUUUUCACUGAGUGUUUCUCAAAUUUUCAUAGGAUUCAUUAGCAAUAUUAUAGUGUUUCCAGUCAAUUUCUUGAUAGUAUUCCUUUUCCGCAAAGCCAAACCGCGCAAUAUGAACCCAAGCAACAAACUCUUGAGUGGUGGCUCAAGACCAAGUACUGCUAAACUCAGUCAGGUUCAUCCUCAUGUUGAUAGUUCCAGUUCAACUCUAAGUUUAUCUACCACAGCUUCAUAUCCUGAUGGAAGAAGUGACUCUGAACAGCUUGUUAAAAAGUCUAAUCAAGGUUCAGUGUCCCAGAGUGAUCUCCGAGCAGCUAGUUUGGUAGGUAUCAAGAAGAAAAAGUCUUGCCAACUAGUAUGGUGGUUCAAAAUUGUUGCCUGGGUAUUGGUCAUUCUGUGUACUUUGAUGUCUGCUGCACUUGUGACAUUCUAUGGUAUUUCAUUCCAGGAUGAUACUUGCAAGAAAUGGAUUACUUCUUUAAUCGUUUCCUUUUUUACUUCAAUCUUUAUUACCCAGCCUAUUAAGGUUAUUUUGACUGCCAUUUUACUUUCUUUGAUCAUCAAAAACCCCGGAGAAGAUGAUGAAGAGGAAGAGGAAGAACACAUUUACCCAGCCAAUCCUGAGGAUGAAUUUUUGCACACUAAGGAAGACAGCACAUAUGCAGCAGCCAAGCCUAAAGUAGCUGGCUAUAAACCUGUAAAUCCUAAAGAAUUGGAAAGAUUGAGAGAAGUCAGAUUAAAAGAGGUUAAAAUGUGGGCUGUCAUAAGGGAGAUCAUUUUUUACAGCAUAUUUUUAUGGAUCCUGCUGAUUAUUUCUCAUAACAACCGAGGGGCUGACAACUUUCGUUAUAAAAACAACAUGAUGAAAACUUUUAUCACCAAUCAGAAUCUGGACCAAACACUUGUGAAGUUUGAUGAUGUUCAAAGUGCAAGUGAUCUAUGGCAAUGGCUUAACAAUGGUUUUAUUACUGGCAUCAUGGCUAAUGCAUACUACAAUGACUAUCCUCCUCUAAAACUCAAAUCAUAUAUUAAUGACAAAUCUUCAAGAAUAUUAGGACAUGCAGUCCUUCGACAGCUUCGUAUCAAGCCUGAUCUUUGUAAAGUUCCUGACAUUAUAAGUUCAGCUAUUGCCAAGUGCAAUGUUCAGUAUAGUAUCGCAGAUCAAGAAGAAGGUGACUUUGAUCUGGGCUGGGUGAAGCUAAACAAAUCUGCUAAACCUGUGACUAUAAAAACAGAAUAUAUGUAUUCUUCAGCUGAAUCUCUCAAUGGAUACCCUUACUGGGGAAAUCUGGCUCUGUACUCAGGAGGUGGCUAUAUAGCACAUUUGAAUGGAACCAAAGCAGAUAUAAUAAAAACUAUACAGAGAUUACAGAAUGAAACUUGGAUUGAUCAAUACACCAGGGCUGUCUUUAUAGAAUUCACUGUUUAUAAUCCUCAAGUAAACUUGUUUUCAGUGAAUAUGAUAUUGGCAGAGUUUAAUCUUAACAAUGGCAUCAUUCCUUCAUACCGCUUUGAACCAGCUAUGUUGCUACCUUACAUGACAAAUGCUAUGAUCUUUCAGAUAGUCUGUGAAGUCUUCUUUGUCUUAUAUAUUUUAGGCUUUAUAAUUGUUGAAAUUUUGCAGCUGAUCAAAUUACGGACAGCUUACUUCACAAUGUUCUGGAACUGGAUAGAAAUCUCAAUUAUAUCUUUCUCAAUCACUGCAAUAGUUAUUUAUUUUUAUAGACUUUUUGAAACAAACAGUUUAACAAAACAAAUUAAUGACUCCAAAGGUAAUGGCUACAUCAAGUUCCAGUAUGUUGGCUACUGGAAUGAAAUAUUCUCUUAUUUGAUUGGUUUUAUCGUGUUCUUGGCUACCAUCAAAUACCUGAGAUUACUUAGAUUUAACAGGAGAAUCUCUAUGCUGGCAGACACAUUGAAAUACAGUGGUAGACAACUCUUCCAUUUUAGCAUCAUCUUCUGGAUUAUCUUUUUUGCAUUUGCUCAGCUAUUUUUUAUAACCUUCCAAUUUGGUGAUGAUCAAUACACAACAUUCGUUCAGGCCUCCAUCUCUCUGAUUCUCAUGUUGAUGGGCAAAUUUAGUAUCUACAGUAUGAGCAUGGUAGACCCCCUCUUAUCUCAGAUCUACAUCUUGGUGUAUGUCAUUGUACUCUCCUUCAUCCUGCUCAACAUGUUUGUCUCCAUUCUGACUGACACGUUCUCAGCUGUCAGGGAGGAUAUACAGAAACAAACAAAUGACUAUGAGAUUGUGGACUUCAUGAUGGGAAGAUUGAAGAAAUGGACAGGCUUUGGAGUUCCACCAUCCGACACUCAAGGUCCCAAUGUCAACAAAAAUCUGGAAGGUUACGCCAACUCAGCUUAUGUCAAAGAUGAAGAUGACAAUGAUGAAGAUCAAAGCAGCAAUGAUGCCAUGAAUCAUAUGAACAUGUUUCCAUCCAGAAUUGACAGAUUACUUCAGUCACUAGCCACUAUUUACAAAGAUAAUGAUGGGGCCCAAAUGCCCUGGGGGAAACAACCUUAUCAAGCUCCUCCAAGGAAACAAGAGUACCCCUUUAGACCAGAAAGUCAAGCUGGAAAGAGACGUCAGAGUUUAGCAAAAGUGGACACUUCUUAGAAAAAUAUUUGACUGUUUAUGAUUGUGAAUAAAUAUUUGUAACUUAGUUGUUUACUAGUAUUAGUCUAUCAUGUCAGUGUCUUUAUUAUUUCUUAAAUCUGACAAACCAAAUCUUCUGGAGCCUUAUGUCAUUGUUACAAAUCCUUGAAUUUUUUUAAACUUUGAAACAGAUAAAAAUUUCUGGAUUAGCUUGUCUGUACAUAACAAAUCAAUUUAGCAGGGAAUUUUAAAUCAACUGAUAUUUAAUGGUUUUUUUUUAAUUAUUUAAACAAAAGUUCAAAAUCUAUUAUCAAAUUUUGUUUAAAUUUUGCAUCAACAAUAUUAUCUACUGUUAUUUACUAUUUAAUAAUAAAUUUAAGUUUUUUUCUUGUAUCUGUGAAAUAUUUUCUGAAAUGUAAGUUUCAUUGUUACAUUUCAAUUAGUCUUCAUUUCAGUUUACUAAAGACAUGACUUUUUAUUAGAGUUUCAAAUGAAAAAAAAAUUUAAUAAAGCAUCAGAGACAAAUGUAGGUAAAUAGUGUUACAAUACAUAGUCAGGUGUUGUUGAAAAAUGUUGAUGUUUUAUUGUAUACAUUUCUUAGUUGUAAUGGAUUCUCUUUUAGUUGAACUAUCCACAUGUGACCCAAUGAAGAUGUGCACACUGACAAAGUCAGAAAAAAUGAGCAAAACCAAAUAUUGAAGGAAGGAAAAGAUAAGGAAAUAGAACUCUUUCUCUCUUUUUUUUUUCUCUUUCUUGGUUAAUAGAAUUUUAACCAGAAUCCCUUUGUUAAAUCUAAUUUAUAUAAAGAUGUUUUUGUAACAUGACAAUUUUAUGACUUUUAUCCAAAUGCCAGGGUUCUAUACAAAUGUGUAUGCUAAGUCAAAUGCAUAUUUUGUCAUCAAUGUCCUUAUUUUGAAAAACAUUUGUAUUUAACAUCCAACUGAUAUCUGAAUGCACAAUGGUUAGUUUGUGCCGAAUCGGUUUAUCAUUUGUCUUAUAUAAAGAUCUGCUUAAUAUCUGACUUAAUGUGAUUACUAAUAUAGUACUCUAAAAUUUCCUA
This is a messenger RNA of Biomphalaria glabrata, 11821 nucleotides long. RefSeq lists its product as uncharacterized. Gene Ontology annotation, cellular component: membrane. Gene Ontology annotation, biological process: detection of mechanical stimulus. Gene Ontology annotation, molecular function: calcium ion binding; protein binding; calcium channel activity. NCBI's taxonomy places the organism in Eukaryota, Metazoa, Mollusca, Gastropoda, Planorbidae. Bases 163 to 10782 code for a protein of 3539 amino acids. The transcript has 63 exons. The record is from RefSeq and is a predicted model, not a curated record.